This is a messenger RNA of Zasmidium cellare ATCC 36951, 1110 nucleotides long. RefSeq names its product carbohydrate esterase family 16 protein. Gene Ontology annotation, molecular function: hydrolase activity, acting on ester bonds. NCBI's taxonomy places the organism in Eukaryota, Fungi, Ascomycota, Dothideomycetes, Mycosphaerellales, Mycosphaerellaceae. Bases 1 to 1110 code for a protein of 369 amino acids. The transcript is spliced from 3 exons. The record is from RefSeq and is a predicted model, not a curated record.
AUGACGAUGGUAGCUUCAGCGCUUGCAUGGUUUGGACUCAUCGCCGCGGCGACUGCUAACCCACCAGGCUGGCCACAUGGGCCUUGGGGUGGGCCGCAGCACGGAGGAGAAGGAGGACAGCAAUGGGGUUUGAGGAAGUUCACAUCUCUAGUUGCCUUCGGCGACAGCUAUACGGAUGACUCGCGCCUGGGCUACUUCAGCUCUCAUAACGGCGAUGCACCACCAGUCGGCUGGGUUGAUCCAGUUAACUACGCCGCCAGCAGCGGGGGCCGCAUCUGGGUCCAAUACGUAAAGCAAUACACCGGCAUCAACCUCUACAACUACGCCGUUAGCGGUGCCGUCUGCAGCAACGAAAUCACCCCACGCACCUUCACCACCUACGACUUCCCCGCCGUGCGGGAGUACGAAGUCCCAGCCUUCAUCGCGGACUCCAAGUAUGUUGAGCCAAGUGGAAGCAAGUUUGUGAUCAGCCCACCUGACGAGACUGUGUAUACCAUCUGGAUCGGGACGAACGAUUUGGGGGUCAAUGCCUUGCUCACAGACUCGCAAGUCAAGGGGAAGAAUAUUGUGGAUUACACAGAUUGCGUGUAUGAGCAGUUGCAGAGUCUGUAUGGGAAUGGGGCGAGGUAUUUUGUGAUUUUGAAUGCCGCGCCACUGAACCUUGCACCUUUGUACGGACUACCUGAGAGAGGCGGUGUCAUUAAUGGCAGCUACUGGCCGAACAAACCCAGCAAUACCACGGAGAUCAGCUAUCGCAUGAUGGAGGAGGUCGUCACGGUGAAUGCGAUUUACAAGUACCAGACGCCUUUCGUUGCGCAAAUUUCGAAUUCCUUCAAAGGCGCCAAUUUCGCCGUCUUCGAUGUGCAUGGACUCAUGACCGACAUAUACAACAACCCAUCCGCCUACCUCAACGGCACGGCGCCUCUGAAUGUCACAGGUACUGUUCACCAGUGCGAUGCUUCGGGGCAGGCAUGCACGAAUAGUGACAAUCCGGAUAGUUUUAUGUGGUAUGACGCUUUGCAUCCGAGCGAGCAGACGGAUCGGGUCAUCGCGAGGGAGUUUGUCGGGGUUGUAAAUGGGAAGAGUAAAUGGGCUAGUUAUUGGGGUUGA